Molecule: messenger RNA, 2112 nt
Organism: Kazachstania africana CBS 2517
Lineage: Eukaryota; Fungi; Ascomycota; Saccharomycetes; Saccharomycetales; Saccharomycetaceae
Gene: MPT5
Product: Mpt5p
Exons: 1
Coding region: 1-2112 (703 amino acids)
Biological process (GO): post-transcriptional regulation of gene expression
Cellular component (GO): cytoplasm
Molecular function (GO): mRNA binding
Source: RefSeq, a predicted model, not a curated record
AUGCCAUAUAAUCAUCAACCACAAUUAUCUGUAAACUCAAUUCAAUCAUUGGUGGAGCCAAUAACUCCUCCUCCAUUAGGUCAAAUGAAUAAUAAGAGAAAUCAUCAAAAAGCUCAUUCUUUAGAUUUGUCAGGUUUUAAUGAUUUCAUAUCUUCAACUGCUAAUCAAAUUAAUGGUAAUUUACCUCUAAUUAAUGAAUUUGAUCUAAAUUUUAAUAAUAGUGAUGAUUCCACUACUGUUACUACUACCACCAAUUCAUCGUCCCUCUUUCAAUCAAAAAAUUCUCAUUCUUCAAGAAAUGGUAAUAAUAGUACACAUACUGCUACGAAUAGUACUAGUAGUACUAAUAGCUCAAUCAUGGAAAUCACUUCAAUGCCUUUGGAAGAAUUAGACUACAUCAAGUUAGCAACAGAUCAAUUCGGUUGUCGUUUCCUACAAAAGAAAUUGGAAUCAAAUUCAAUUACUGAAUCAAAUUUAGUUAGAGAUUUAAUGUACGAACAAAUUAAACCUUUCUUUUUAAAUUUAGUAUUAGAUCCCUUCGGUAACUACCUCAUUCAAAAAUUAUGUGAGUAUCUUACUACUGAUGAGAAGACUUUUUUAAUCAAUUCCAUUUAUCCUCACGUCUUUAGAAUCUCAAUUAAUCAAUACGGUACAAGAUCCCUACAAAAAAUUAUUGAUACUGUGGAUAAUGAGACUCAAAUUGAUCUCAUAGUAAAAGGUUUCUCACAAGAAUUCACUUCCAUCGAUCAAGUCGUAACAUUAAUUAAUGAUUUGAACGGUAAUCAUGUCAUUCAAAAAUGUAUCUUCAAAUUCCCAUCUUCAAAAUUCGAUUUUAUCAUCAAUGCAAUCAUUGAAAAAAAUAAUAUUAUAGCAAUCUCAACCCAUAAGCAUGGCUGUUGCGUCUUACAAAAAUUAUUGAGUGUCUGUACUUUACAACAAAUCUUUAAAAUCUCUUUAAAGAUUAUUCAAUUCUUAUCAGGUUUAAUGAACGAUCAAUUUGGUAAUUAUAUCAUUCAAUUCCUAUUAGAUAUUAAAGAAUUGGAUUUCUAUUUUUUGAUUGAGAUCUUUAACACUCUUUUAGUCAAUGAUAUUUGUCAAUUAUCAUGUCUGAAAUUUUCAUCAAAUGUCAUUGAAAAAUAUAUUAAAAAAUUGUUCAGAAUAAUCCAAGACACAAUUAAUGGUAACAUUUUACCAAAUAUGAAUGAUGAUAUCAUUAAUAAUUUGAUGCGUAUUAUUUUAAACAUUAUAGAAUUCUUUACCAUCAAUUUAAAUAUCUUAAUUAGAGAUAAUUAUGGUAAUUACGCUUUACAAACUUUAUUAGACGUGAAAAAUUAUUCUUUGUUACUAGAAUAUCCACAAUCAAAUACAACAGCGAAGAAUCCAAAUUUAAUCAAUUUUACCACUGAAUUUAGUUUGAAAAUUGGUAAUUUGGUAAUGUUAACUAAAGAAUUAUUACCAAGUAUUAAAACUACUUCUUACGCUAAGAAAAUUAAAUUAAAGGUUAAAGCUUUCUCCGAUGUUACAGGUUUGAAUUUUAAUAAUGACAUUAAAAAUGGCAGACCAACUUCAAGUAAUGACAACAGACAACAACAACAGCAACAGCAACAGCAACAGCAACAAAAUAAACAUCAUCAACGUCAUUUUUCUCUACCUGCAAAUGCUUACUACAGAAGAAAUAGUAACGCAAUGAAUGCAGCUCCAACAAUUCAUCAAUCAAUGAGCAAUUUCUUAGGUUCAAAUAAUAUUACACCAGUAAAUAAUAACGAUAAUAACAAUUAUUUGACAUCAAUGCAGAAUUUGUAUCAACAACCUUCAUUAACUCCAUCGUCCCAAUCUUUCAUAAAUAACCAGCCUACAUCAUCCAAUGUAUUACAGCAGCAGCAACAACAACAGCAACAACAGCAACAGCCGUUACUUUACAUGAACGAUACAGCAAACCUAUUUCAAAAUAAUCCAUCGCCACUUCAUAUGAUAAACACUAAUGAUAUAAUGAACACCGUAAACUAUAGUAAUGUAACUAGCCAAAGAAUUGUAAGUAAUCCGUUCCCGCAAAACCAGCCAAAUUAUAACAUUAAUAACUUUUCCAAAAAUAGAAGUUUUGGAUUCAAAUAA